Messenger RNA from Linum trigynum, 330 nucleotides. The record is from the annotation of a GenBank genome assembly. Lineage: Eukaryota; Viridiplantae; Streptophyta; Magnoliopsida; Malpighiales; Linaceae.
AUGAGCAAUCACUCAGAGUCUGUCAGAAGCUUCAUUGCUAGAGCUGAUCUGAGAAGGAACUCGAGCUCUACUACAGGCAUAUCGCACUUUAUGGUGACCCUAAUAGUAAGAAUCCUAUCUCCAUAUUGGACGGACCGCCACAGGACUCCAGAGAUCAGAGAAAGAGGAGCUGUGAUUCUGCUAGGGAUUUCAGGACAGAUGCUGAUUGCAGCAGUGAAGAUGAACUAUCCGAAGAAAUGGAAACUUAUUUUGAAGACACUGAUUGCAGUGAAGAACUAUCCGAUUCUGGAAUUUUUUAUGGCGUUUCAGUGUUCGGUUAACAUGGCGUGA